AUGAUUGAGGAGUACGACGUGAUCGUGCUGGGCACUGGCCUGACGGAAUGUAUCCUGUCAGGUAUAAUGUCAGUGAAUGGGAAGAAAGUUAUUCACAUGGAUAGAAACCUGUAUUAUGGACGAGAGAGUGCAUCUAUAACACCACUGGAAGAUUUAUACAAAAUAUUUAAGAUACCCGGAGCUCCACCAGCAUCCAUGGGCAGAGGAAGAGACUGGAAUGUUGACUUAAUCCCCAAGUUCCUUAUGGCAAAUGGUCAGCUGGUUAAGAUGCUGCUUUUUACGGAGAUCACUCACUAUCUGGAUUUCAAAGUGACUGAAGGGAGCUUUGUUUAUAAGGGAGGAAAGAUCUACAAGGUUCCUUCCACUGAAGCAGAAGCCCUGGCAUCUAGCCUAAUGGGGCUGUUUGAAAAAUGUCGAUUCAGAAAAUUCCUGGUAUAUGUUGCCAACUUUGAUGAGAAUGAUCCUCGAACUUUUGAGGGCAUUGAUCCCAAGAAGACAUCAAUGAGAGAGGUGUAUAAGAAAUUCAACUAG
Molecule: messenger RNA, 531 nt
Organism: Rangifer tarandus platyrhynchus (Svalbard reindeer)
Lineage: Eukaryota; Metazoa; Chordata; Mammalia; Artiodactyla; Cervidae
Source: the annotation of a GenBank genome assembly